GGUAGAUUUACUCAUUCUUGUUUCUGACGGUGAUUAUCGAAGAUACGUUUGAGUGAAUCGACGGUUUUACACAUGUCUCCGAGUGUUGCUCUCCACAAGGCUGAGAAGAAUGACUCAGACGAAUGUACAGAGAUUUCUAGGAAUGACGAUCACAGGAAGCAAAUCCUUACAUCUUACUAAGAUUGUCUACAGUUUUAUGAUCAUAUCAGAACAUGCAAGAUUUAUGGAGCACACGAAUUUUGCACUGGGGGAAAACACAGAUGUUUUGACAUUGCGCUUGGCUCGGUGAUGAAGAUCUGGCAUGUUCGGCGGUUUCCGCUCUGACUGCCAAAGCAAAGCUUUGAGGAUUCAGUGAUGGACUUGUUCGUCCGAAUUUUGAGCGACUAUGAUGCCGUAAAUGCAGCCAGACGUCUUUUAUACGAGGUGUAUAUUAGUGAGAUGGGCUGGGAUUUUCGUAGUGAUAGUCCGACAGGUUUUCGUAUCGAUAAAGACGACCAAAACAAACCUAUCCUUUGCGAUACUUUUGACGACUCAUCUGUUUGGUUUGGAGCGUACAAAGGAGAUAGCCUGAUCGGAGUUACCCGAGCAGUCCAACGGAACAACUCUUUAGGAAAGCUUGACCUUGAACUGUACCCAGCCAGUCAACUACCGUCCAUGAAGAGAAUUCUCCGCCCAAAGGCCGACCAACCGUUAGUGGAAGUGCAACGAGGGGCGGUAGCCAAGGACUACAGAAACACACAACCAAGCAUAAUCCAGCUGCUUCUUCAUUCCGCUUUUAGCUACGCGCUCGAGAAAGGACUGAAUGUGGUUUGCCCAACAGUUUUCCCUGUGUUAGAGACAUUAUUUAGCCGAGCUGGGAUGCGGUUAGUGGAGAAAAAGUUUACAUACGGAGAGGGCUGUGAUGAAUGGCCCACCUACAUUUUCUACUGCUCCUCAGAAGACAUGGCCCAAGUUGUAAACAAACUGAAGACAGCCGCAAGAAAAAGAAAAGCAAGCGUUUCACAAGAAAGAGGGCACGCCAAGCGGGGAAGGUUUCUUGUAGUGUAAAUGUUUGUUUCAAAAAUGACGAUCGGUUAAAAGGUUAUGUUAUGAUUUUCAAUCAAUAACAAAGAUGUCGUGUGUAAAUCGUUGAAAAAAAGUUAGUUUUGAACAGGAGUGAUGAGCUCCUGGUUUUGAACCAAUGGGUUUAAUUUACAACCAAAAUAUCACCAAGAAAUUUGAA
Pocillopora verrucosa is the source of this 1222-nucleotide messenger RNA. RefSeq lists its product as uncharacterized. NCBI's taxonomy places the organism in Eukaryota, Metazoa, Cnidaria, Anthozoa, Scleractinia, Pocilloporidae. The record is from RefSeq and is a predicted model, not a curated record.